ACAAAUAUGAAGGACUCAGAAAACCUUGUGGUUGUCCAAGUACCUCGUGGAUCACCAGAGUAUCAAACAGUCAUUGACAGAUUUCAAGGGGAAUUGCAGACAAGUAACAUAAAAAGCGAUAUCAUUAAAUUGGAGAGAAUUCAGAACAAGAUGUUGUACCAGCAGUAUGUUGCAAAAAAGAAGUUGUUGGAUUCCCAGAAUCCUUCUGGAACACAGAAUGAGAGAGAACUGUGGCAUGGAACUGACCCAAAGGCAGUCAACAGUAUCAACUCUCUUGGCUUCAACAGGAGCUACAGUGGGAUGAAUGCUGCUGUCCAUGGAAAUGGCGUUUAUUUUGCCGUGGAUGCAGAGUACUCAGCUCGUGAAACUUACUCUAAGCCUGAUCCGAAUGGACACAAAAGAAUUUAUUUAUGCAAAGUCCUCACAGGGGAGUAUACGCUUGGAAAAAAGGACAUGCGAGUACCGCCAGCCAAGGAUGCUCAGCAUCCACACAUAUUAUAUGAUUCUGUGGUAUAUCCUUUACAAGAUCCUGAAAUGUACAUCAUUUUUAAUGAUACACAGGGAUAUCCAUCAUACCUGAUUACUUUUGUUAAAAAUAAUUAACUGAAAGAAUUUUGAAGGACAAAUUAAAUACAAUGGAAUCUGUCGAAUAAUUAAAUAGGAGUUAUGCUCCUAGUAUCGUAUAUUGAAAAUAAUUGUCAUGCCAUGUAAAUUGAUUAAUUUAUUAAGUGGAUAUUUAAAUUGUUUUAAAAUCACAAGAUUUAUUUAUUGGGAACUUUGAGGUACGUGUGCCUUUCGCAUAUGCUCUUAUUUUUUUCUUUAGAAAAGAAUCUUAUUCGUGGUUUAAUUUUUCAUUUGAUGGUUUUUCAAUUAAGCGUUUUUAACGAGAAUUUGAUGAAUAAUUG
Molecule: messenger RNA, 905 nt
Organism: Saccostrea cuccullata (small rock oyster)
Lineage: Eukaryota; Metazoa; Mollusca; Bivalvia; Ostreida; Ostreidae
Product: protein mono-ADP-ribosyltransferase PARP15-like
Exons: 3
Coding region: 7-603 (198 amino acids)
Biological process (GO): negative regulation of gene expression; protein poly-ADP-ribosylation
Cellular component (GO): cytoplasm; nucleus
Molecular function (GO): NAD+ poly-ADP-ribosyltransferase activity; transcription corepressor activity; NAD+-protein mono-ADP-ribosyltransferase activity
Source: RefSeq, a predicted model, not a curated record